Messenger RNA from Sebastes umbrosus (honeycomb rockfish), 1581 nucleotides. RefSeq names its product alcohol dehydrogenase 1-like. Lineage: Eukaryota; Metazoa; Chordata; Actinopteri; Perciformes; Sebastidae. Bases 99 to 1235 code for a protein of 378 amino acids. The record is from RefSeq and is a predicted model, not a curated record. Gene Ontology annotation, biological process: formaldehyde catabolic process. The transcript has 9 exons. Gene Ontology annotation, molecular function: zinc ion binding; S-(hydroxymethyl)glutathione dehydrogenase [NAD(P)+] activity. Gene Ontology annotation, cellular component: cytosol.
ACCUCAAAUCCAAGGUCUCUCCUCCCCACUCUUCGUUCCGGCAGCUCUUUGGUUCACGACUCCCUCCUCGCUUUCUGACAAUCAGCUUUGCUGCAAAAAUGGCCACAGUUGGUAAGGUCAUCAAGUGCAAGGCAGCAGUGGCCUGGGAGCCCAACAAGCCUUUGGUGAUGGAGGAGAUUGAGGUAGCCCCGCCCCAGGCCAACGAGGUCCGCAUCAAGAUUGUGGCAACCGGCGUGUGCCACACGGACCUGUAUCAUCUGUUCGAGGGUAUGCACAAAGACGGCUUCCCAGCAGUCCUCGGCCACGAGGGAGCCGGCAUCGUAGAGAGCGUCGGGCCUGGAGUCACUGAGUUCCACAUAGGUGACCAUGUCAUCCCUCUGUUCAUCUCCCAGUGUGGAGAAUGUCGCUUCUGUAAGAGUCCCAAAACCAACGAGUGUGACAAAGGAUGGGCUGCUUCUGCUGCUGAUGUGAUGUCAGACCCAGACUCCAGGUUCACCUGUAAGGGGAAGAAGGUGCUGCAGUUUAUGGGAACCAGUACCUUCUCUGAGUACACUGUGGUUAACCAGAUUGCCGUGGCUAAGAUCGACAAGGCUGCACCUCUGGACAAAGUCUGUCUUCUUGGGUGUGGGGUCUGCACAGGAUAUGGAGCAGCAGUUAAUACUGCUAAGGUGGAACCGGGCUCCACAUGUGCUGUGUUCGGCCUGGGAGCUGUGGGUUUGGCUGCAGUCAUGGGCUGCAAAGCUGCAGGAGCCAAGAGGAUUAUCGCUGUUGACAUCAAUCCAGAGAAGUUUGAGAAGGCCAAGGUGUUCGGCGCGACCGAAUUCGUGAACCCCAAGGAUCACAGUAAACCCAUCAACCAAGUGCUGUCUGACAUGACCGGCGGAGGAGUGGACUUCUCCCUGGAAUGUGUCGGGAAUGUGGGAGUCAUGCGCAGUGCCUUGGAGUCUUGCAUGAAAGGUUGGGGUGUCAGCGUGCUGGUUGGUUGGACAGACAUGCACGACGUUGCCACCCGACCCAUUCAGCUCAUCGGUGGACGUACUUGGAAGGGUUCCCUGUUUGGAGGAUUUAAGAGUAAGGAUGGCGUGCCUCGGAUGGUUAGAGCCUACCAGGACAAGAAGGUGAAACUGGACGAGUUCAUCACUCACAACAUGACUUUGGCCCAGGUCAACGAUGCCAUUGAACUGAUGAAGCGUGGCGAAUGCAUCCGGACGGUCCUGAGUGUUUCUCCACAAUAAGACUGCGAUGACACAAGAAUCAGUUAAUGGCCGGCAGCUAUGUUAUACCCAAUCUCAAUACAGUAUUCAUACACACAAUACAAUGCACAUAAUAAAGAAAUCUAUCAAACUAUACACACUAUAUGUGCUUGACCUUGAAGACUCAACACUAGUCAGUGGAUUACAUGCAGAUUGUGAGAAUCAUGUGCGGUGUUCACAUAAGCAGAUGGGAUAUUUCCCCUGCCCAGGGAGACUACAGAUGAAAAUUAGCUAGUACAUCUGCUACAAAGCAUCUUUUCUCUUUUUUGAGAUUAAUGUUUUUUUGUACGUGGUCCCUGAUACAUUUAAUAAACUAAACUACACUAAA